Messenger RNA from Macrosiphum euphorbiae (potato aphid), 534 nucleotides. The record is from the annotation of a GenBank genome assembly. Lineage: Eukaryota; Metazoa; Arthropoda; Insecta; Hemiptera; Aphididae.
AUGUUCGGGUGCGCCUUGUGCACCGCUCGAAGUAUCUUGCCAGUGAGUCCGUCUGGGCCUGGGUCUUUAUUCUUGCUGCCCGCCCUCUGGACCACCAAGUCCACUUCCGAAGCCGUGAACAGGACUACUGGAUCCGCAGGGACCAGCGGGCCGUCCGUUCUCGCUUGGUGUUUAGGGAACAGGGUAUCGACGACCGACUGCAGCGUCGCGUAUUCCAUCGAGGCGGUUUUUGGGGGACCUCUUAGCUUGCGCAUCACCAGUUUGUACGGCUUACCGAACGGAUCGGCGUCCACUGAGGAAAUUAGCUCUUUCCAGCACGUCUUCUUGCUGCGCAGGAUGGCGAUCUUCAACUGCCUCUUGGCUUCACGGUAUGCACCGUUGGUCAAGGCGAGCUCUGCUUCUGCCCGUUCUUCGUCGAACUCGUGGGCCUGGCGGCGCCGCAGUCUUGACACCCAGGCGGUCACCCUCGUCAUCCGGCGUUUGGCCCUGGUGAAGUCAGCACGGAGAGCCUCGAUGUCCGCGUUCCACCAGUGA